AUGAUGGAACAGCUGUUCCAACUUAUACAUUAUCCCAACGAACUAUUGAACGAAGAAGAAAAAAAAAUACCAUUACCAACACCAACAUCUUUCAGUAAUAUAUGUAUUCCUGAUGAACUUAAAAUAACAAAUGGUGGUAGUCGUUUUUUGUUAUAUGAUAAUCAACAUACUGAAAAUAGAAUAAUUAUAUUAUCAUCCGAUGAUGAUCUUGAUCGUUUAUCAAAUUUUGAUCAUUGGCAUAAUGAUGGAACAUUUAAGUUAUACACUAUACAUGGCUUUAUUUGUGGUCGGUCGUUAUCAUCUGAUUAUUGUAUUAUUUCUGGAAAAUCUGAACAUUUAUAUGGUGAAGUAUUUGAUGUCAUCUUGCAACAUGUAUCUGGUCGUCCAAAAUCAAUUACUAUUGAUUUCGAAAAAGCAGUUACAAAUGUAAUCAAACAUAAAUUACCAACAACAACAAAUCUUGGUUUACAACAAUUAUUUAAUGAUAAUUCUGAAGUUAGACGAUAUUUAAAAACUUUUGGUUGCUUGUCGUUGAUUCCUGAACCAUCUGUAACAGCUGAAUUUGAAAAAAUUCAAGCUGAUUCUCCAGAUUCAAUAAAUGGCAUAAAAUUUUUUUAUCAUUGA
Molecule: messenger RNA, 624 nt
Organism: Rotaria sordida
Lineage: Eukaryota; Metazoa; Rotifera; Eurotatoria; Philodinida; Philodinidae
Source: the annotation of a GenBank genome assembly